CUCUUCUCAUCACCACGAUCUCUUGCUCCCAGCAGCUUUGCCAGCACUCCAGAAAGAUGUGCUCCCGUGGGUCCUGCCACAGCCACGAGACCUCCUGCCACAGCUCCCGCUCCUCCUGCCACGACUCGGAGCCCUCCUGCCAUUACACCAUCCAGAGGGUCCCUGUUCCCAAGUACUCCUGCGUGACGCCGUGCUGCCCCCCGGUGCAGACCUACUGCCCCCCAGUGCAGCGUUACUGCCCGCCGGUGCAGCGCUACUGCCCACCUGCCCCCUACUGCCCCCAGUACACCAAGAACAUCUGCAAGCUGCCACCACCGUGCCCCAAGUUCUAGCAGCAGGAUCCAGCCAUGCACCCGGCUUUGCAACCCCUGGACACCUCCCUGCUUGAGGCACUGAGCUCAUCCUCGGGGUUCAUCGCUUUACCAGCCACGCUGAUUCUCCUGAGCAAACGCUUUCAAAGCAAUCAGAGGACCAUGCAACGUCGGGGUGCACUGCCUCUGUUUCAUUCUCACUAUGCUGUUUGAGUUCUUUCCGCUGGUGCAACGCACGGUGAUCGCUGCCAGUAGUCUCCUUCUUGCUUUGCUGCUUCCAUUUUCAGCCAGAAUAAAAGCUGCAUUUCAACCAUUCUGGAGGCGUUUAGUUGCUACUCUGUGCUAUUUCAUUUGUGGGUUUUGAGCUGUGUUUUAAUCACUGGUGAACUCACCAAAGCACAAGGAACACCAAGGAGGGGUGAAAGUUGGGAAAUGCCCACAGCACCGCACAGAGGGUCUGUAAGAACAACGCUGGGUUAAUUUUGGGUGAAAAAAAAGAGUGUUUGCACUGAGCAGAUGCAGUGAGGGUGUAAGAGCUAUGGCCAGGGGCUUUCCCUGCACAGUCACGUUUGCACUCCACAAGGGAUCUUUAAAAGCUGCUGCUAUAUUUGGAAACCAAACAAAGCAAAUCCUACAGGGACAUUCACUGUGCCUUGGAACACCCUCAAUUAAACGUUUUCUACAGUGUAAAAUGACCAAGGGUUUCCCAAGCAUGAUUCAUCCAUCCUGGGGCAGGCGUGGGAAAUAGGCUGGGUGAGCUGCGCACUGGAAGUCCCCAGUAAAUAACCUGUUGGUACAGAAGUAAUUGGAAAUAGUUCUUUAUAAGUUAGAGAAAUUUGUCAUUAUGGAGGAACAGCCUAUUAAAGAGGAACAGUUGCCAAUUGGAGACAGGGCAAUUAAUUACAGAGCUGAAUUUCACCUUGUUGCCAUUACUAAGAGAUGGCUCAUUUUUAGGCAACUGGUGGGAACUACAUUAACAACUCCUUCCCUUCUUCAUCCUUCACUUCUCUCCAGUUGGGUACUGGGUCAAUAAUUGGGCUGGCCCCAAUUGGGUGCUGGGUCAAUAAUUGGGCUGGCCCCAAUUGGGUGUUGGCUUUUAUUGCUCACAAGUAGUUUUGUCUUCAAGUACAUGCGUUCACUUUCCUUUCAUGCCCCGGGCUUGGAACUUACUACUCCGUGAUUAAUCACCUCACUUUCUGCUUCUUCCUUCUUUAGUCCCACAAAGGACAUGCAGCUCUGACCAGGUUAUGCAUUCCUCUAUGCUUAAGCCUGAAGUUCUGUUAACUUCAGGAUGAGAAGUUGCAGAUAUAACAGGGAAACAAGAGCAAAGGUUUUGUCAGCUUC
Numida meleagris (helmeted guineafowl) is the source of this 1655-nucleotide messenger RNA. RefSeq names its product sperm mitochondrial-associated cysteine-rich protein-like. The coding region runs from base 57 to 332 and encodes 91 amino acids. Lineage: Eukaryota; Metazoa; Chordata; Aves; Galliformes; Numididae. The record is from RefSeq and is a predicted model, not a curated record. The transcript has a single exon.